Molecule: messenger RNA, 1882 nt
Organism: Varanus komodoensis (Komodo dragon)
Lineage: Eukaryota; Metazoa; Chordata; Lepidosauria; Squamata; Varanidae
Gene: SNX11
Product: sorting nexin 11
Exons: 8
Coding region: 290-1000 (236 amino acids)
Biological process (GO): intracellular protein transport
Molecular function (GO): phosphatidylinositol binding
Source: RefSeq, a predicted model, not a curated record
UAUGACGGUCAGUCCUGGCAUUCUUAAAGGGGCCGCGUCUACGAAGACCGCCUUGGGCGGGUGUUGGAAAACAACAAACAAGAGAGGAGGACGUAACUUGGAUUGUGAGUGUAAAGGAUUUGCACUCUUCAAAAUAUACUUGGAAAAGAGAAAUAGCGUGGAGAGGAGGCCAUUCUAAAGGUAGGAAGAAAAGGCUGCUGCAAUGAAGAAAACUUGGGAUAAUCGGAAGUGAACUUUUGAGUCAAAGGAGCGUGAGCUCAGAUGCUUCCCUCUGGACUGUGGAUAUAGGAUGUUAGAACAGCAAGAACAAGAGGAGCUGACCACUGUGCGUGUCCAAGAUCCUCGUGUACAGAAUGAGGGCUCCUGGAACUCUUAUGUGGACUACAAAAUAUUUCUCCAUAGUAACAGCAAAGCCUUCACCGCCAAGACAUCCUGCGUGCGCAGACGGUACCGUGAGUUUGUGUGGCUGAAGAAACAGCUCCAAAAAAAUGCUGGCUUAGUGCCUGUCCCAGAGCUUCCAGGGAAGUCCACUUUCUUUGCAGGCAGCACUGACGAAUUCAUCGAGAAACGCAGACAAGGACUUCAACAGUUCCUGGAGAAGGUGUUGCAGAACGUCGUAUUCCUCUCGGACAGCCAGCUCCACCUCUUCCUCCAGAGCCAGCUCUCCGUGCCAGAGAUAGAGGCGUGUGUCCAGGGCCGGGGGCCUCUGAGUGUCACAGAUGCCAUUCUGCGCUAUGCCAUGUCUAACUGCGGCUGGGUGCAGGAGGAGGGUGGCCACGUGGCUCUGCUAGCCAGAGGGGGUUUCAGCAGCAGUGCAUCAGGCUUUGACAGAGGGAGCCAUCUUGCCCAAAGCCUUAUCGAGCCCCUCCCUCUCUGGAGUGAUGUCAGCAUGGAAGACAGCCAGUUGGAGAGCCCCGAUUCCGAGGAAGAGGAGCCCCAUCCAGCAGGGCAGUUGCGGGGUGGCUCUAUAGCAUCAGCUGACCUUGCCAAGGACCAGUGAAAGCAAGCAGGGAAAGGGGCCACCUGGGAUGCACCUGGCACUGGAGAGGGACCUUUGGCCUCUUCCUGGAAAUGCACAUUGCUUGUGGGCUCUCCAGAGCCUGGUGCUUGUGCUCUGACUAGUGACUGGAAUGAACAAUCAAGCCUGGACUAUGGAGAGGCUGGCGGAGAUGAAGCUGAUGCUUGGGAAUACCGAUAGAGCUCUAAAUGCUGCAAUUUGCGCCUGCUGCUGUAUCUUGAUCCUCCUUUGCAGAGAAAGAGUGGCUUCCAGCAAGGGCUUGUCAGUGGAAUGCUUCCGCCCACAUUUGUAGGUUUUGGCAGGCCAUCUGAGUUUUGUUUUGGCUGUAUUUGCUCCCUUCCACCCCGCAUCCAUAACUGGUAGUGCUUUUUGCAAAGGCCCAGCUGUCUUUUGUUCUCCUGUAGGUAUAUGGAAAAUGCUUCGCCUGGGGUUGGACGUUCCUUUGUUACACUGAGCCAGAGGGCCCACCUGCUGGUCAUGAAUGCCAGGCCCACAUCUGGGUUCCCCUGGUGGAGCACUGUGCAGCUGGGAUGAGUGGCUAGGCACCCUCCCAGCUCAUUAGCACUUGAGCCCCCCCCCCCCCAUGGAAGUCUAGCUAAGAGGGGCAUGCUAAGAAUGCAGAAAGGAAAAUGGAACGUGGUCUGUAGCUCUCUCACAUGCUUGAUGCGUGUCUGGGGGAAUGAAAUUUCCUGCAGUAUUUUAUUGCCUUGACACAGCUCACAACCAGACAGGUUGAUAAAAUCCAUGACAUGCUUCAGAAAGGAAGUACUCUCCACACACACUACCCCUGUUUGGAAGGGCACUUGAUGUUGAUCUCAGUAGAGCAGAAAUCCUAGAGGCUGAAAUACAAUAACUUGCAAAUUC